Molecule: messenger RNA, 2511 nt
Organism: Clarias gariepinus (North African catfish)
Lineage: Eukaryota; Metazoa; Chordata; Actinopteri; Siluriformes; Clariidae
Gene: gpbar1
Product: G protein-coupled bile acid receptor 1
Exons: 2
Coding region: 167-1222 (351 amino acids)
Biological process (GO): G protein-coupled receptor signaling pathway
Cellular component (GO): membrane
Molecular function (GO): G protein-coupled bile acid receptor activity
Source: RefSeq, a predicted model, not a curated record
GUUGUGUGGUGCUUUUCAGCUCUCACAGUAUCGAGUCCAGCAGAACAACUGUGUGGACAUGGGAUGAGAUGAGGAGGACAAAGACAUGCUCGGCUUUUAAGAACAGUUUUUUUCUGUAGGUAAUUAUGAAGGAUAAAUGAAGCGAAGGUGACGUGCACCGAGUACCAUGAUGAACCAGAGUGAGCAGGAGGAUAUGAAACUUAUCAUUUUCAUCACCAUACCUAUGUCGUCCAUCAUCGUCCUCACCAACCUGCUCAUCAUCAUGGGUAUCACCUGCAACAGACAGCUCCACGACACACCCAACUACUUCUUCCUGAGCCUACUUCUGGCAGAUGUCUGCACAGGCCUAGCUCUGCCCUUCAUCCCUUGCAUGGGUAUCAAUCGACCACUGAAUUAUCAAUCCUGCCUGCUUGUACACAUCUUCCCCAAUUUCCUCUUCCUGUCUUUCCUCUUCAACCUUGUCAUGGUGCACUACGAGCGAUAUUUGUGCAUCGUCCAUCCCCUGCACUACAGCCAGUUUUGGGUACACCGCUGCUUUCCAGCUGCACUUUUAGCUGUAUGGAUUCCUCCUCUCCUCUACGCUAGUUUACCUGCCUUUGGAUGGAACAACUGGACAGAGAAACAACUUAACAUCAGUUCGAUUUCAAAUACCUGCCAUGCUAAUGAGUGUGGCUACAAUUUAACAGUGGAUAUACAAGCAGGAAGUAAAAACUCUUCAGGAACGCCUGAUGAUGAUAAUGAAUACUGCUCCUACAAACAGAUCUUUCCCAAACCUUUCAUCUACUUGGAAGUCUAUGGGCUGCUCCUGCCUGCCAUCUUCUCCAUCCUGGCCAUGACAGGGCGAGUUCUCUGGAUUACACGGAAGCAAAUGCGUGACAUUUGUAAGCUUAACCGCGCCGUGGAGCGCAAUGAGGCCUCAGAUCAAGAACAUCGCCUCAACCUGCGCUACGCAAAGUGUGUUGCUGUAAUCUCGCUCAUUUUCCUGGUCUGCUGGGUGCCCUACAUCGUCUACCUCCAUGUUUCUGUUAUGUUGCUUCGAAAAGAUUGGAAUACAAACUCCCGCCUUAACACCAUCCUCUCAUGCACGGGAAUCGGUAGCAUGGCCAUCAUACCCAUCAUCCUUAGUCUUUCCAACAGGCAGUACACAGAGCCAGUGCGUAAACUGCUGAUCAAAAUCAGGACUCGCUGUUCAAGGAAUCAAGACUUUGGAGAUUUCCCCUGAAAACUUUUCAAUUUCUUUUUUAACAGCAAUAGCACAAUGAACGCUGUUAUCAAUGUGUACCAGGAUGGUGUAGCUGAAUCAAUUUCUUUGCUGAUUUUUACUGGUCAAUUUCCUUGACAGGUUGUUAAGUAGCUAGUGUGAUAACAUUCUGCUGCAUUCCAGUACUGUUUUCAAAGUUUCUUUGUCAAAGAAAACUUUUCACUUCCUUGUUGGAUUUGACCCUAAUGGUUUCCAGUAAUGACCUAACAGGUUUAAUGAUUGAUUGUCUAGUUACUCUUUGUUUAAUUACAAAGCUUGAUUCAAUCUUGAACCUAUAGUAUCAUGAGUAAUAUUUUGGUGAUUUCUUGUUUUAUGAAUUUCCACCUGAAGUGCAGGAUCAUAACAGAUUCUAUCACAAAAGUACAGUGAUGUGCAAAAGCCUUAAGCCACCCCUCAUUUAUUAUUAUUUUGCCAGAAUCUUUUAGUGGCAUAUGAAUUAUUAGAGUAUAAGAAGCGAUUAAAUUUAAUGCAUGAACCAGUGAGAAACAGGUACAGACGAUGACAGAUGAUCAGGCCAGUGAUUAGUAUACUGGUGAUGCUGAAUGCUGAGUGGUUGGAACAGAUGAAAGGGGAAAUGAGGUCGCAUAAACAACCAAUUUUCAAAAUUGUAUUUACAGGCACUUUGCAGCCUGUCACAAUAAAACAUUUGUUCCCAUUUCUCUAAUUUAAUCAACAUUAUUUUACCUAAUUUUAUAUAAAGACAUAUGGGGUGGUUCAGGACUUUUCCACAGAACUGUACAUUACGGCCAAUAAAUUCUGAUGAAACUGCUGCAGAUUAGCAUAUUUUAAUCACAAAAGCAAGUAACAGUAAAAAACUGCUACAUGAUAAACCACCAGGACCGUGAACACUGAGCAGUGUUUGAAAAACACUAAAUAACAUUUAAAUGGAAUAAAAAAAAACUGUUAUACAGCAUUACACAAACAAGGAAACACCUGUUAACAGGUAAUGUGAAUUUGGUUUUAGUGAUAGUUCUUCUAGUCAAUUGCUUUUUCUUAGCUAUAAUGUAGAUUUAGCUGAUGGACUCAAUAGCUGUAAAAUAGACCAGUUGUAUGAUUUUUGUCCAUUCCUUUCUUUUCUUUUCUUUUUAAAUGGAACAUCAAAUGUUUUUACUUGUGCACAUUGUCUUCAGUCAGAAAAAAACUUUCUUUCACUUGUGUUUGAUAAAUCCAUCGACAAUGAAGCACUCAUUCAAUGAAAAGAAAGCACAUUUAAUAAUGUUACCUACCCAUUUUUUUUAAUGAUGCAUACA